Messenger RNA from Malus domestica (apple), 726 nucleotides. NCBI's taxonomy places the organism in Eukaryota, Viridiplantae, Streptophyta, Magnoliopsida, Rosales, Rosaceae. The record is from RefSeq and is a predicted model, not a curated record.
AUGACAAAUGGAUUCAAGAACAAGUUAGGUGAAGGAGGUUUUGGAAGUGUUUACAGCGGAGAGCUUCCAACUAAUGGAGUUCCAGUCGCCGUAAAAGUCCUCAGUGAUUCGAAAGGAAAUGGAGAAGAUUGUGUUAACGCAGUGGUAACCAUUGGCAGAAUUCACCAUGUCAAUGUGGUUCGCCUACUCGGGUCUUCUGCCGAAGGAGGCAAGCGUGCGCUUAUUUACGAGCUCAUGCCAAACGGGUUCCUAGAGAACUUCAUCACAUUUAAAGAUCAAUCCAACAACGCUUCGUUUGAUUGGCAGAAAGUUCACAACAUCGUCAAUGGUACAGCGAAGGGAAUCGAGUAUCUUCACCAAGGGUGCGACCACAUGAUCCUCCACUUUGAUAUCAAACCUCAUAACAUACUGUUAGACCAUGGUUUCAAUCCUAAGAUCUCGGAUUUUGGUCUUGCUAAACUCUGUUCCAAGGAAGAUAGUUUCAUAUCUAUGACAGCUGCUAGAGGCACCGUGGGCUACAUUGCACCAGAAGUGUUCAGUGGGAACUUCGGGAGCAUGUCCCACAAGUCAGAUGUGUACAGUUUCGGUAUGCUAGUGCUUGAAAUUGUUGGAUCCAGAAAACAACCUGCUCUUACAUCUGGAACCAGUGAGGUCUACUUUCCGGAAUGGGUUUACAAAUCGUCUAGUUCCAGGAGAAGCGUUGGAUUUGAAGCUAUAUACCGAUGA